AUGAGCAGCGGCCUGCCCUGGCUUCUCAGCUAUGUGACGGUGCCACGAGUGCCUGCUGCUUGCUACCUGGUGCACCACCUUACCUUGUACCCCGUGCAAGCCGUGGGAAAGGGUCCCCAUUCGAUGCCGCGCAGCCGGACGAUGCUUGAGUAUCCGUCGUACCCUGAGAGCGCAAUACAGAGAAGUCUGUAUCCGCUGGCGGCGGCGGCGGUCGCUUAUUUCAUGAUUCCGAGCCUUGUCCUCGACAGGUAUCGCGUGUCUACGAUUCAAGAGAUGCGUGAGGCCGUUGGUGUCGGCACACAGUGCCAACACACUGUGAAGCUUGCCUGCUUUCCCAUCAGACCACCAGCUCAAGACAGCGGGAUUACUGAUAAUGACACAGUAUCACCUCAGUUCGCGCAGACAAAUUGCGGGGAAACUCCGCCAGCCCUGACAGAAUUGGGGACGUACCUAUCCUCAGCUUCGCUUGCCAACUUCUGGAUUCCUCGCAAGCUUGCUCCAACAAUCAACCUUACCUUACUGAGGUGCAACCCCAGACUUGAAUGUUCGCUGCUUCCAGCCGCGGCCCCGGCUCCAGUCUUUAGACUCUGUCCACUCAGAGAAGACCCGCCCUCCCCAGACGCCGACGCCGACGCCGACGACGACGACGCCCUCGCAACCUCACCUCACCCCAUGACCAUGCUGGCGUGCGGCACAGCUCUUUCCGCACCUCCAUCACUUUUUCCGACCUCGAUGCUCACCCGUCGAUUUGUCCUGGUUUUUCUCAUGUUUUCCAAGUCAUGCUGCUUAUGUGCCUCUCGCCUCGAGGUCGGUUAUGCACUUCACCAGCAACUGUAUUCUUUGCCGGCCCUGCCAGCUGUGGCAGAUGCAUACCAUCCCAAAUCCCGUCAGCUCCCAUAUGACUACGAGAAUGGAGCCCCGUGGGCAUCUACCACAAAUCCCCUCUGGGCCGGCCUACACGCACGAAGGUCAAGGCCCGCACAGUCUCGUGGAACCAACACACUUUCGCCCUACGGGAUAUUGCUCGAGCAGCAGCGCACUGACAGGAGGGAGAAAGAGAAGGAUGGAAAACGAGGACGUCAGAGGGCCUGGUUUUCCCUGGCUGGUGUUUUUAUUUGGCCUCAUCUCAUGCUGGCCUCUUACUUCAAGCAAACCCUGCCCAAGUUCAGGUUUUGCUCCGAUAGCCUACUCGUUCACUUCAUGUUGCAAUCUCUGACGAGCUCUUGUACCGAUGGUACCAAGAAAUCCGUUUGGCAAUUGCCUCCAGUCACAUGGGCAGGACAGCAGGCUGUAAAUGUAUCGUCUAAGCCCCCAAAGAUUGCAAAUACUCGGCUCACCGUCAGCGGCAGCCUCAUCCCACAAUUUGGCAACAAGGGGGGCAGUGUUUCCCACUGCAUGCAACUUUGGUGGUUUUGCUACAAGGCCAGUGGGCAAGAUAUCAUGCCCAAGAUACAGCAACGUCCAAUACGAGAGCAAAACACAAGCACUCCAUGGAAAGUGCCCACUCGUAGUUGGAAACGGGCAAUCCUGCCACGUCCUGUAUACAUACAGUGGGGAACACGGCGGGUGUGCAUCGUAUAUAUGUGUGAUUUGACAAUCGAUUCCCACCAACGCGCGCUGAAGCGUGGCUUCGAUGAUGAUCUGAUCCUCCGGAUCCGCCUGCAACGAUCGACGGCAGUGCGGCACCCCCAAGUCGAGCACCCCCGUCCGGCGAAGGAAAAAACUUUACACAACAGCAACAGCAGCAGCAACAGGCGAGCCGGGAGCUGUUUGGCCUUUUUGGAUUUUUCUCUUUAUGAUCUCCACAACAAUGGGCUUCAUACCGAGCCGGGUGAGAAAUGUUUCCGUGGUAGUAUCAUCGAGGUCGCCUUGAACCUGGUCCAAAUUGCCUUGUUCAUGAUACAACCCCCCGUACCCGGAGAACUCUAUAUGGCCUUCAAGGAUUUCGUAGACAAACUCAUGAUUCAACUCGGGCGCUCUCGCAACGUAUCGUCAAAAUUCCCCAAUUUCCUCUGGUCUCUACGUGUGUCCACUCUGCCAUACCUUUGGGGCCUUCCUGAAGGCGUCCAAGAAUGA
This is a messenger RNA of Colletotrichum lupini, 2076 nucleotides long. RefSeq lists its product as uncharacterized. NCBI's taxonomy places the organism in Eukaryota, Fungi, Ascomycota, Sordariomycetes, Glomerellales, Glomerellaceae. The transcript has 17 exons. The coding region runs from base 1 to 2076 and encodes 691 amino acids. The record is from RefSeq and is a predicted model, not a curated record.